Struthio camelus australis is the source of this 1410-nucleotide messenger RNA. The record is from RefSeq and is a predicted model, not a curated record. NCBI's taxonomy places the organism in Eukaryota, Metazoa, Chordata, Aves, Struthioniformes, Struthionidae.
AUGAGUCAGAAAUCCAAAAUCAUCAUCAUCAUCAUCAUAAAAAAGGAAAGCGAAGGCAAAACUCCUGCCUGUCUCAUAAAUAAGAGCCACGUGGCUGGUGCGGGACACCUGCUCACCAUGCGCCUGGAGCAGGACAUCCGCAGCACGGACGACUGCAUCGCUCGCCUGAAGGCGCUGGAGGCCCAGGGCCGGGUCUGGGGGCAGGAUCUGAUGCUGCAAGUCAGGGAGCAGGCGCUGGUGCUGAGCGACAUGGAGAGCAAGGGGAAAAGGAGGUGGGAGGGAUGGGAGGAGGACAGGCCGGAGAAGACCUCCAGCCGGGACCAUCUCCCGUCACCAGACUCCCAGCAGACGGCGUGGCUCGAUGCCCAAAACCAGCCCCUGUCCGACAUGGAACGAGACACCGAGGUCCUCAACCACGUGCUGGGUGAUGUGGAGCUCUUCGUGCACCGGCUCCGGGCGGCCCUCAGCUCGGCCAGCUCCAAGAACCUGUGGAAGAAGAAGAAGAAAAUCAAGGGAAAAAAUCUGCCCCCCGAGGCUGACUACAGGGACUUUUUCCAGAAGGUUAAAUAUGCCCUCAACCUCAUGGGCAAGCUUCGUGGGAACGUGGAGAAGCCGAGCAUCCCCGAAUUGCUGCAUCUCCUCUUCACCACCUUGUCCUUCGUCUUGGGCCACUGCCCCAACUCCAGCCUGGCACCCUCCGUGGAGUCCCCGCUGCUUAUCCAGGCGGCCGUGGACCUGCUCGAGGACACCCUCCACCAGCAGGACUACAGCACCUGGAAGAACCUGGGCAUAGCCUGGAACAAGACCAGGGCAGAGUACCCGGAUGGCGAUUCGGUGCCCGCCUACACCCCCGUCUUCUCUGAUGGCUGGCUGCCCCCAUCGCUGGCACAACCCAACGCUCUCCUCCUCCCCUCGCAGGGCAGACCGGUGCUCAUGCAGGCCAUGUACGAGUUUCGGGGCAGGAACGCGCAGGAGCUGACCGUCCAGAAAGGGGACACGCUACAGGUCCUGGACCAGCGGAAGAAGUGGUAUCUGGUGCAGAACAGCCAAGGGGAGAAGGGGUACAUCCCCAGCAACAUCCUGGAGCCCCUGGGGCAGGACUCCAUGAGCCAGGGCAGCCCUCCCAGCCUUCACCCCGGCUCCACACCAGCAGAGGUGACAGCUUGGCUAAAGGACAAGGGUUUCUCACAGAUAACAGUGAAAUGCCUCGGCGUCCUCUCUGGGCACCAGCUGUUGCACAUGAGCCCAGAGGAGCUGCGAGCUGUCUGCCCCGAGGAGUGGCGACGCAUCAUCUUCAAGCUCUCGGCCGUGAAGACAUCCCUGGGGAUAGGCCCAAGGGACUGAGCCACCAGGGGCUGGGACCACAAUGACUCCAUCCCCCAACAUCCUCCCACUGUCAGCCCGCUGCAC